Aphanomyces astaci is the source of this 821-nucleotide messenger RNA. RefSeq lists its product as hypothetical. Lineage: Eukaryota; Oomycota; Saprolegniomycetes; Saprolegniales; Verrucalvaceae. The record is from RefSeq and is a predicted model, not a curated record. The coding region runs from base 515 to 817 and encodes 100 amino acids. The transcript has a single exon.
AGAACAAUUUUUUUGUUUCAUUUUCAAAUUUGCGCGCGAAGAUUCGAAACCACUGACAAAGAAAGGGCGGUGGCGGCAGGAUCAUUCUGGCACUUCGGCAUGAGAUGACGUAGAUCGAGGAUACCGCGCCGAGAGCAACGUGCCGACGAGCAAUGCCCCGGCACCAAGCCCUGUCGGUGACGUGAGCAACGUCCGAUUCGUUAAUGCCGACGUCACGAUGGACCACAACACGCACAGCCAGAACGACACGAGGAAACCAUUCGCCGCGUCCACCAUGCGAUGCGUUUGCACCUCCCGUUGCUCGAAGCGCACGGUCCGAUCUUCGACAGUACUGGUGACAGGGAAAACCUCUGCCUUAACCGACGGUGGAGUUGGAUCCGUGUCCCCCUGAAGGUCGCCAACGUCGCCGCAGAAAGACGCCUCCGGUGACUUGUCUGCAGGGCUUCGUGGUGGAAAGUCUGCGAGAUCGCUUGCAUUGGAGAAGCGUUGCCCGUCGUCGCUCGCUCCACCUUUAAUGUCGCGGCAACCGUACGGACAAAGGUGUGGCAUCGAGGAUGGACGACUAAGCAGUACAUGGGAGGACGACGACGACGAGAAUGACGAUGACGGAAUCGGCAUGAGGGGGUUGUUCUUUGCAAUGUAUUGUCCAGGAUGGUGGUUCAAUGAAGCCACCACCUUGUCAUCCUUUGUGCCCACACAUUCCUUGCAGACCCGGCGCAUGCACUGGGGACAUUUUCGCCGCUUGGAAAAGAUGCCAAUGUUGCCGUCGCACCGCGAACAAGUCGGCAUCGCGUCGCAAUCAGCAAGUUUCACGUGAGUUG